Messenger RNA from Boleophthalmus pectinirostris (great blue-spotted mudskipper), 725 nucleotides. RefSeq names its product glycoprotein hormone subunit alpha 2 (gene gpha2). Bases 130 to 534 code for a protein of 134 amino acids. Gene Ontology annotation, biological process: cell surface receptor signaling pathway. NCBI's taxonomy places the organism in Eukaryota, Metazoa, Chordata, Actinopteri, Gobiiformes, Gobiidae. The transcript is spliced from 4 exons. Gene Ontology annotation, cellular component: extracellular region. The record is from RefSeq and is a predicted model, not a curated record. Gene Ontology annotation, molecular function: hormone receptor binding; hormone activity.
GCUCGACCUCCGGCUCACCUGUUACAGCCUUUAACUGCUCCUCAGCACAUCUCCUCAGCACAGCUCUGGUUCUCCUCUGGCUCCUCACGGUUCCUCACCUGCUCCUCUCCACACUCAGGACUGUCCCAGAUGUCCCGCACCUCCCUCCCACUGUACCUGCUGCUGCUGCCGCUUGUGUCCCUGCUUCUGCUCUCUCCUCUGGGCUGGAGUCAUGAAGGUCUGGCCCCUGGCUGCCACCUUUAUCCGUUCAACGUGACCAUCCGCAGUGACCGGCGCAGCACGUGCCGGGGGACCCACCUGGUGUACGCCUGUGUAGGCUACUGCGAGUCCAGCGCCUUCCCCUCCAGGUACUCUGUGCUGGUGGCCUCCAACUUCACCCACAACAUCACAUCUGCCUCACGCUGCUGCACCAUCAGCAAGGAGGCCAAGGUGAAGGUUCGUCUCGACUGCCCCCGUGGCCGACAUCAUGAUGAGAUUGAGAUCCUGACGGCCCGAGCGUGUCGAUGUGACAUGUGCCGCAAAUCCCGCUACUGACCCACCUCCUGACCCCGCCCCCCAGCUCCUGACUCCGCCCCCCAGCUCCUGCCUCUCCUGACCCUGCCCCCCAGAGGACAGAAUAAGGAGCAGAGAGCAGACAGAGACCGAUUCUAUCCUCAUGCAGCACAAACCACUAGGACAGACCAAGCACUAGAGAAUGUACCCAUAUUUAUAUUUAUGAAUCUGAG